AUGAGCCCAGCGCAAGUUAACAAGAUUACUUAUAGUUUUCUUAACAAUAAUUAUUAUUUUGCUACUAGCGAAAGGGUCUGUCAAUUUGACGGGUUUUUGGCUGCUUUUCCCGAAGUUUAUUUUCCUAAUUAUAAUGUCAAGUUAAAGAGUGAGUUAGAAGCAUUUUCCCAACUAGAAGCCAAAAAAAUUGAGGUUCAAGAAUAUCAGGAAAACAAACCAGUCCGUUAUAAUGAAGGUAGUUUAGUCCAAGAAUUAGAAAGAUUGGGGAUUGGUCGCCCUUCUACUUAUAAUCUUUUUGGAAGAGUAUUGUUGAAAAGAGGUUAUGCUGAAUUAAAUGAAAGGGGGCAAUUUGUUCCCACUCCCUUAGGAGUUUCGGUUAACAAUUGA
Messenger RNA from Paraglomus occultum, 387 nucleotides. Lineage: Eukaryota; Fungi; Glomeromycota; Glomeromycetes; Paraglomerales; Paraglomeraceae. The record is from the annotation of a GenBank genome assembly.